Messenger RNA from Leptinotarsa decemlineata (Colorado potato beetle), 962 nucleotides. Its product is annotated as protein takeout. The record is from RefSeq and is a predicted model, not a curated record. Gene Ontology annotation, biological process: multicellular organismal reproductive process. Lineage: Eukaryota; Metazoa; Arthropoda; Insecta; Coleoptera; Chrysomelidae.
AACUUAAAUGAAAGACAACUCACUGAUCAACAUUUCCUGUCAGUAUUUUUGAAGUGACCAUGUUCCAAAAAAUAUUUCUGUGUAUUACUUUUAUUCAACUGUCGUUAUUGGAAAUUACAAUUAGCACUCCAAAACUACCCACUUAUUUCAAAAUAUGUCACAAAUCUGAUCCAGAUCUGGGAAAAUGUAUAAAAAGGUCUGUGGAGGAGCUGAGGCCUCUUCUCACCAAAGGCAUUCCUGAACUCAAUAUUCCCAGUUGUGAGCCACUUUGCAUUCCAGAAGUGGUUAUAGACCAGGGAACCGGAUCUGUAGCUCUCAAGUCAGUCUACAAGGAUAUAAAGGUUUAUGGACCUUCUAAAUUCGUGAUUAAACAGAUAAAAGUUGACUUAGAAAAAAAUAAAAUGAGAAUGAAAGUCUGGUUGCCCCAUCUUGAAGUUAUUUGUACCUACACAAUGGACGGAAAAAUACUCAUGAUGCCUAUAUCUGGAACGGGCUUGAGUAGAGCUAACUACUCUGACAUCGAAGCUACUGUUACCCUCAGAACUGAGAAAAUCAAGAAAGAUGGAGAACUUUACUAUAACGUGAAAGACUUUUACGUUAAUUUCGAUAUUGGUCAUGCACAAAUAUUCUUUGAGGAUCUUUUCAAUGGAGAUAAAGAUUUGGGUGAAGCAAUGAACUUAUUCAUAAACGACAAUUGGAAGCAAGUUGCAAAUGAAAUCAAACCUGUGCUUGAAGAUCAUAUUGCUGCAAUAUUCAAAAAAUUCGCUAACAAAAUUUUCCACAAAUACCCAAUUAAAACUAUACUGCCUGAGUGAACUUAUGAAUUCCAAAUAUGUUCGAUUUCAGGAAUUGAACCGAAUUGAUAAGUCCUUUUUUAUAUCAAUUGUUGGAUGAAAUUCAUUCCAACGAAAUAUUUAAUUAUGAUUUUUUACUUUGCAUAAAUAAAUAAUAAUGUAUUGAAA